Messenger RNA from Tympanuchus pallidicinctus (lesser prairie-chicken), 7126 nucleotides. It is a transcript of the gene KCNA4, whose product is annotated as potassium voltage-gated channel subfamily A member 4. NCBI's taxonomy places the organism in Eukaryota, Metazoa, Chordata, Aves, Galliformes, Phasianidae. Gene Ontology annotation, biological process: potassium ion transmembrane transport; protein homooligomerization. Gene Ontology annotation, cellular component: membrane; voltage-gated potassium channel complex. Gene Ontology annotation, molecular function: delayed rectifier potassium channel activity; potassium ion binding; protein binding. The coding region runs from base 1525 to 3513 and encodes 662 amino acids. The record is from RefSeq and is a predicted model, not a curated record. The transcript has 2 exons.
CCUCCGCGGAGCAACAGGGCUCGAGCCGGCGGCAGCGCUGCGAACGGCCGCGCGGCUUCCGCGGUUGCUGGCUGCCGCGUUGCAAAUCGGGCGGUGGGAGCGUGAUAGCAGAGAGCUGCUUUUUCCUCGGGUGGUUUUCCUUUUAUUGUUAUUAUUUUUUUUUUAAUUGUUAUUUUUAUGCUUUUUGUAAGCGUUACCAAAAAAACCGCACAACAAGUGAACGAUGCUGGCAGCUGCUGGCUGAGCUGCUGCCGUUUGGAUGUGACGGGGAGAAACAGCAAGAAGCAACACUCGUCCUCCCAUCAGUGGAAAUAGGCUUGGUACACGGAUUACUUAACGUUGAUUUACAAAUCUGCAGCAGGAGCUGGGCUCGGGAAGCCUAGUGAUCACACUCACCCAUUCAUUCCUUUUCUCUCACACACACACGAACACACUCACCUCCCCCUUUUUUUUUCUUUUUUUUUUUUUCCUUUUGGAACAAGGCUGUUGCUUAUUGCCUUUUUGCAAACGCCUGGGUGAGAAGCUGCGGUUGUGCAGAGUGCCCCCAGCUUCAGCUGCCUCCUUGGCUCGUUCUUGGCGCUCUUGUUGCACAGGGAAGGCAGGGAGAAAAAUAACUCGUCAACCUGUGGUGCCGACUGACCUACCCACCUGCAGGCGUCGGUCAAUUGGCGCAGCCCCCUGCUCAGGACUGCUGUCACCAGAUCCUUACGCUGGCAAGAGCAGCACUGCUAUUUCUCUGCCUAUGAACAGUUAAGUGCUUCUUCUGCAUGACCAUAACCAAAGGGUGACCCAUCCACUCCCUUAUGUCCUAUGGGGACCUCAGAACCAAUUUCUCAGUCUUCAUCUCCUCCUCCUCCUCUUACCACUGCUGCUGACGCCCUGGGUGCUGCUCCCAGGUUUGAAACACUGUUGACAGGCUGAAGAAAGGAUUUGCAAAGACCUCCUCACUGUGUAAAGAGAGUGAUGGCUGGAAUUAGUUUCAACUCCCCAAACAAUGGUAUUAAACAAUAAUAAGAUUGCUAGGCCAAAGCAUUACCAGGAACAAAUUAUGAGGAAAGAGACUAUUUGCAUUUGCUCGCAAUGAUGAACUAAAAUCAUUUAUGGAGAGCAGGUACCCUUUGUUUUGCAUGUUUUUGUCUUCAUGGAUGUAGUCAUGAAUCUGAUCAGAUCAGUGGUAGAUAUGGGAAAUAAAUGAAAAUAAAAGGGCUUAGUGGAUGAAAGAAUAAAGCCUCUGCUGUUCCUUGGUCUAGUUUGAGAGUUUCAUCUUUUCUUAUUAACAAAACAAUAGGGUUUUUUUUUUUCUUUUUUUUUUUUUUUUCCCCUAAAAUGUUUUAGACAGUAAGAAAAUGCAGAUCUGUGGUUACCCAAAAGGUAGAUUCAGCGUUGCAACUAUGUUGCCCCGCUCUGUGUCCAGUGCACUGUCCUCCAAUGCAAAUGGCUUUAUACUUUCUAUGGUGAAAGUUAAGGUUGCACCGUAAAUAAAACAAAAGCUUUUGCACUAAACGACAAAAAAGCUGUUGCAAAAUGGAGGUUGCAAUGGUGAGUGCAGAUAGCUCUGGGUGCAACAGCCAUAUGCCCUAUGGAUAUGCGGUCCAAGCUCGGGCCAGAGAGAGAGAGAGGCUGGCACAAUCAAGAGCUGCAGCAGCUGCAGCUGUAGCAGCAGCAACUGCAGCAGUAGAAGGGGGGGCAACAGGUGGAUGUGGACCGUAUCACCACUAUCACCAGGAACAGAGUCGAGGUGCUUCUUCCUCACACGGUGGGAACGCAUCACGCAGCAGCCUGCCCAACCGCCACAGUGGUAAGAGAUGGAAGAAAGGGAAAAAGAGGAGCCACCACUUGGGAAGCAGGGAGUGUGGAGCCUCCUUCCCCUGUUCUGAGCUGCUUCCUCUCAGUGGUUCUGAAGAGAGAAUACUGAAGGACGUGAGUGAGGAGGAAGAGGAGGAUGAAGAUGAGGAUGAAGACGAUGAGGAAGAAGGAAAACUCUACUACAGUGCCGACUAUGGGGAGGAUGAGUUUUCAUACUCAGACCAGCCACCUGAUGAUGGUGGAGGCCCCGGGGGUUACAGCUCUGUUCGCUACAGUGAGUACGAGUGUUGUGAGCGUGUGGUGAUCAAUGUGUCAGGACUGCGGUUUGAGACACAACUGAAGACAUUGGCUCAGUUCCCGGAGACAUUGUUGGGUGAUCCGGCAAAGCGAGGCAGAUACUUUGACCCUCUCAGAAACGAAUACUUCUUUGAUAGGAACCGUCCCAGCUUUGAUGCCAUACUGUACUACUACCAGAGUGGUGGUCGGCUGAAGAGGCCAGUCAAUGUACCCUUUGACAUCUUCAGUGAGGAGGUGAAAUUCUACCAACUUGGGGAGGAAGCCAUGCUCAAGUUUAGGGAAGAUGAAGGGUUUGUCAAAGAGGAAGAGGACAAAGUUUUGCCGGAGAAUGAGUUUAAGAGGCAGGUCUGGCUACUGUUUGAGUACCCAGAGAGCUCCAGUCCAGCCAGGGGCAUUGCCAUUGUCUCUGUCUUAGUCAUCUUGAUCUCCAUCGUCAUCUUUUGUCUGGAGACUUUGCCGGAGUUCAGAGAUGACAAAGAAUUCAUAAUGUCCCUGAGCUCAGGGAAGGGUCUUUCCAAUGAGUCGCUUCACUUGGACGCUGGGGAGCACACCAUCUUCAAUGACCCUUUUUUCAUUGUAGAGACAGUAUGCAUCAUUUGGUUCUCCUUUGAGUUUACAGUGCGCUGCUUUGCAUGUCCAAGCAAAGCACAUUUCCUCAAGAACAUCAUGAACAUCAUAGACAUUGUCUCCAUCUUGCCUUAUUUCAUUACUCUGGGCACUGACUUGGCGCAGGAGCAAGGCAGUAAUGGUCAACAGGCCAUGUCUUUUGCCAUCCUGAGGAUCAUCCGUCUGGUCAGAGUGUUUCGCAUCUUCAAGCUUUCCAGGCACUCCAAGGGUUUGCAGAUCCUGGGUCACACACUCAGAGCAAGCAUGAGGGAACUCGGCCUCCUCAUUUUUUUCCUUUUUAUUGGAGUAAUUUUGUUUUCCAGUGCUGUUUACUUCGCAGAAGCUGAUGAGCCUGCCACCCAUUUUCAGAGCAUCCCAGAUGCUUUUUGGUGGGCCGUGGUGACCAUGACUACUGUUGGUUAUGGGGACAUGAAACCCAUAACUGUGGGUGGGAAAAUAGUUGGGUCCCUGUGUGCCAUCGCGGGAGUGUUAACCAUUGCUUUACCAGUGCCAGUGAUUGUCUCCAAUUUUAACUAUUUCUACCACAGAGAGACUGAGAAUGAAGAACAAACGCAGCUGAUGCAAAAUGCAGUCAGUUGCCCUUACCUCCCAACGAAUUUACUGAAGAAAUUUAGAAGCUCAUCAUCUUCAUCCACAGAGGAUAAAUCAGAGUAUUUGGAGAUGGAAGAAGGAGUUAAAGAAUCUCUUUGUGUAAAGGAGAAAAAAAGUCAGGACACGGGGAAUAGCAGUGAGUCAGAGAAAAAAAACUGUGUAAAUUCAAAUUCUGUGGAAACUGAUGUGUAAUUUCCAAAUAUAUUUAUUUUAUGUUUCCAAAUAUAUUUAUGCAUUAAAGAGUGCAGUGGAAAUAAUGAAAUAUGCAAAUGAGUCCGCAGCAUACAGUAGUAUGCCAUUUAAUGGUUAAAUACAAAUAAAAAAACAUUGUUAAACUUGUAUAACAUAUCAAGUAAGUGGUAGAACUUGAGGAAGGGGUUGCUAGACCUGAUAUAACUUCAGACUGUGUUUUUUUUUUUUUAGAAUGCAAGUGUUUUGCACAUGAGGCUGAAAAAUUUAUUAAAACCAAGUCAGUUUUAAAGUGAGUGCAUGAACUGUCGACAUCACUAAUAACAGCUCUGUGGUAAAAGUUGGCAUUCAGAGGUAUUUACUAUGUAAGAAGCAAUGAACUUUGGAAGUCAUUUAUCUAUUUAUCAGUGCUUUAAUAGCAGCUACCAUAAAUCAUUGGAUACCAUAGUCUUGUUUUUCAAAUGGUAAAUUUAUUGUAUAAAGGUAUUCUACAGAAGAUAGAUCUAAUUUUUUUUUUUUUCUUGGAAUCUAUAAUGCUUGUUUUUAACUGGAAAUUUACUUUGAGAAGGCUGCUGAACCUCCAGAAAUGAUUUAUUUUUAUAACUCUCUUUGGAGGCGUUGCAGCAUUUGUUGUCUAAUAAUGAAAGUAAUGAAAUAAGAGAAUUGUUUAGCCUGGUCUGACUGCAAAGGCAAAAUGACUGGAAUGCUUUUUUGCACUACUUUAUAUGCUGGAGUUAUAUUGAAAGAGACUUCAUACUGUGAAUGUUUACUAAUGUAAUAGUUCAAUGACAAUCAUUGGAAGAGUGAAUUCUGCAUCAUAUUUUAUUGCCUUUUUUUGUUUUGUUUUGUUUCAUUCUGUUUUUCCUUUAUGUGAUGCUGAUGGCAAAACAGCUUACAUUACAUCAAUUCCGUACUCUUUUAAUUAUGACUAUAUCUGUGAUCUGGAAAAGGAUUGUGAAGUAAAAUUUUAUAAUCAAAAUUAUUUGAAAUUAGUGUUUUCUAGUGAUACUCUCAACUAAUAUGAACUUAAUGUAUGUAUUUUUUCCAGGUUAAUUUAACAUUGAGAGUUGAUGUUUAAUACAUGCACUUUGUCAGUAUCGAAGUAAUUCAGUGUAUGGGAGAAGAGGUAAAAGUAAUAAGAUACUCGGUUGUUACAGAACUAACAAUUCAAAAUUACUAACAAUUAACCUGUUAUUGGUGCUACAUUUUUUCCCUUAAUUCCAGCUUCCAAGUUGGAAGCAAAAUUUAGAAUCCAAAACAGGCAUUUUGGGAUUCAAAAUGAUUGUGUUGGGUCCAAUGUAGUCCUUGGGAAAGCAUUCCAUGAUUUCUUUUCACUGAUUCUUAGACCAGCUGUAUCUUUGUGUCAAAAAUUUCCACUGCCCCUUCUAGGAGAUUAAGGUAGGUAAAGAUUACCUGACUUACAGCACAUUCCAGACACCAGAAUUAAAUAGGUAAGAUAUUCCUGCAUUUAACACAAAUAAUCGAAUUAGAACAGGUGUUUUUUUCAGCAUCAUGAUUACCUAGGGUGGUAAUUGGAGCUGUUUUUGGGAAGGCACUGUGGAACAUUCCCAAUUAUAGAACUUGAACCAGCUUGGCAUAUGCACUUUAAGGACAUUGUGAGAGAAAAGAGUGCUUACAAACACUAUUGAGUUGCAGUAGUUUUCUGAUAUUCCUUUAAAGCUGAGGAGGGAGUUUGCUGGAGAGAACCAGUUAGUGACUUACGGUUCUGGUGCUGAAAAGCAAAAAUAAAACAUGUCCAAAUUGGGUAGCUGUGAUGGUGUGCAUCAUCUACCAGAUAGGCAUUGUUUGCUGUGUGCAGCAUCCAGUGAUACAGAACAGAGCCAUAGCCAAAGGAUUUUACUUACUGAUUGAUUGUUGGCCUUCAUGGAUUUUCUGUGAAUCAUAUUUUGGAAAACUUUAUCUGCUAGUCUCCUAUUGUACUGCAGAAAUCAUAGAAAAAAAAAAAAAAAAAAAAAAAAGGCUCAGAAAAGACUGCAUUGUACUGGGCCCUGAUUUAAAACUUGGAUGUGAACGUCCAAUUCAUAAUUUUAAAUUGUAGAGAAGGCUUCACUCUAUUUCUGAUGUGAGGCUUUAAACAAGGCCUCUUUUUAAUACGAUGGUAUGAAUUUCAAUCAUGUUCUGGAUCAAACACUUCAGUCGUUUCAUGUACAGGUGUUUGUCAGUAUUAAAUAUUGCAUUUAUUUCAUGGCUCACCUGGGUAAAUGAACUAAAUGCUUUUUUUCCAAUGAGGGCAACAUCAGCGACAAGGGUGAGCGCUCUGUGAAGUCCAGCAAACAUCUAUGAGUGAGAGUGUUUCUUCAACAGCUUUAACUGUUAAUAAGGUAAAGAACAUAAGGGUUCAAUUAUGCUAGUUUGCUAGUAUUUCUGUGUAGUACCAGCAACCAGAGAAGGACCAUAGCAAGAAUGCAGAAAUAAAGGAAAUAAUAACUAGGCAAAUAAAGAACUUAGAAAAAUAAUUAGUAUGUAUUUGCAGUAUUGAUGGGCUGAAAGAUGGUUAAUAAGAGGGUUUAUGUCUAAUAGAAAUAAGAAAGAAAGCUUUUUGAAUAACUCCUAGAAUAUGUUCACUCAGAGGAGGUGGAGCUCAGCAUGAGGUAUCUGCGUGAGUAGUUACCCAGCUUCUCCAGCAAAUCGUGCAGGUAUUGUGCUACCAGUACAAAAUCUUGUAAUUUAAAACAAGCAUGGUGUGGCCUGCAUUAUGCUAUGAUCACAGCAAUACCUUAAUCUCUGAAAGAAAAUUCUUGCUGGAGGAUGUUUUAGCAGAGCAGCAUUCUGGGUGUGUCAGCACUGCGUACUGCGGUACUGUGGAGACCGGUCCUAAUACCAGUGGAGCCUGCUCUGCCUCCUGCAGUGUAUGAGCCUCUGUACUUGUAACUGUCAUUAUAAAUAAGAGCUAGCAUUGCCUAAGAUUAGAUUGUACUAUCAGUUUGGCAGACCAUUCUGAAUCACAGAAAGGACUGUGCAUUUCAGAAUGGAAGCAAAUGCUUCACUUGGGCUGGCUUUUAGUUUGAUUAUUCGUCUGUUCAUUAGUCUACGUUCUUGAAACACAGCUUGAAAAAGCCAAAGUCCUACCCCUACCGUGCUAAAACCCAAAGAUCCCAAGUGCUUAACAAGAAACCAAAAUUUCCCUUGAGGAUCACUUAGAUGGAAAUUUGUGCCAGAGAAACCCUGUGUUUGAGCUGUUUCUGCUCCAGAAUGCAAUUGCUCCUUGCCCGAGUUUUUACAGUGAUACUGGAUACCAACAACUAUCAGAAAAAUAAUUUUGUAAUCACUUGGGCAUUUUGCAUUUUAAAUUAUAGUGGUGAAAUGCAUUCCUGAUGUAACUGACGUGAAUGGAGUUACACUAGGGAACAUUUUAGUUCUGAUAAUGUAGUUCAAAUGAUUUCACGUUGACAUACAUUUUAGCUAAAAAUAAUGCAAAAUGAGAUUCUGAUAUUUUAUGCUCACUUGCAGCGGUGAAAAAAUUUGGAGGAGGCUCCACUGGAGUUCAUGAAAUCACAGCAGCAUCCAAUCAGAUUUCUGAUACUGAUACUUAAUUAUCUACUGGCCCUUAAUUAAAAAAAAAAAUAUAUAUAUAUAUAUGUAUCUACAUAAAUCU